Messenger RNA from Brugia malayi, 729 nucleotides. RefSeq lists its product as uncharacterized. The transcript has 3 exons. The record is from RefSeq and is a predicted model, not a curated record. Lineage: Eukaryota; Metazoa; Nematoda; Chromadorea; Rhabditida; Onchocercidae. The coding region runs from base 1 to 729 and encodes 242 amino acids.
AUGAUGAUUUGCAGUGUCCACCAGGGUUCACGUUCACCAGGUGGUCCAACUGGUUCAUUAGGUUCUGGUUCGUCUCGUUUACCUGGUGGUCCGGUUGGUCCCUUGAAAGGAAAAAAUGAAAUAUGCCAAGCAACCAUUUCACCAGGAGAUGCUGGUGGCCCGAAAUUGCUAGAUGGAAUCAUAUCUGGUCCUGGUGAACCUUUGGGUCCACGAAGCCCUUGUGAUCUUGGUGGCCCGAAAUUGCUAGAUGGAAUCCUAUCUGGUCCUGGCGAACCUUUGGAUCCACGAGGUCCUUGUGAUCCUGGUGGCCCGAAAUUGCUAGAUGGAAUCCUAUCUGGUCCUGGUGAACCUUUGGAUCCACGAAGUCCUUGUGAUCCUGGUGGCCCGAAAUUGCUAGAUGGAAUCCUAUCUGGUCCUGGUGAACCUUUGGAUCCACGAAGUCCUUGUGAUCCUGGUGGCCCGAAAUUGCUAGAUGGAAUCCUAUCUGGUCCUGGCGAACCUUUGGAUCCACGAGGUCCUUGUGAUCCUGGUGGCCCGAAAUUGCUAGAUGGAAUCAUAUCUGGUCCUGAUGAACCUUUGGAUCCAUCAGGUCCUUGUGAUCCUGGUAGACCUUUGAUUCCUCUUCCACGAUUGUAUCAUCACCAGGCUCACCUUCCUCAUCAGAAAAGUCCAGGUGCUUCGGAAUCGCCUAUCCUACCUCCUUUACCUGGUCUUCCAGGUAUGCCGUGA